Messenger RNA from Plasmodium adleri (nom. inval.), 2271 nucleotides. Its product is annotated as glutamyl-tRNA(Gln) amidotransferase subunit A, putative. The record is from RefSeq and is a predicted model, not a curated record. Bases 1 to 2271 code for a protein of 756 amino acids. The transcript has a single exon. Lineage: Eukaryota; Apicomplexa; Aconoidasida; Haemosporida; Plasmodiidae. Gene Ontology annotation, molecular function: catalytic activity.
AUGUACCUUUUUUUUUUAAUAAAAAUAUUUUAUAUUAUUAUUAUAUUUUUUAAUAUUGAAAAGGUCAAUAAAUAUAAAUCUUCUUGUAUAUCACUCAUAAAAAAUAACAAGCUUAUAAGAACACCAUGUUUUGAUUAUUCAAAAAAUUGUUACUCAGAAAUAAAUAAUAAUGUUCAUACAUUAUUAUGUAUAGAAAAUAAGAAAAAAAGGAAGAAAAGAAAAGAAAAAAAAAAUAUAAUAUAUAUAUAUCAAAUAAAUAAAAAAUGUGAACAUAACAAAUGUGAACUUAUGAAAAAAAAAUGUUGCCUAUCCUUUAUACCAAGAAAUCAAAAAAUUAACAACAUAUCAAUUAAUAAACAUAAUAAUAAGAACAAAAAAACGGUUCUUUUGAAUGAUAAAAAAAAAAAAUAUAUAUAUAAUGUCAUAGAAAAAAAACAUGAUUAUUAUGAUUAUAAUAAACAUGAUUCAUAUGACGAAUUAAAUUCUUCAGAAAUAUAUCAAAUAAGAAAAGAAGUUCUUAAUAGUCCUAAAAAUAAAUUAAAAGAUAUAUUCAAAAAACAUAUAACUAAUAAAAUAUGUAAUCAUAAUAUUAAUAAAUAUAAUAGUUUUACUUAUAUAUAUUCAAAGGAUAAUAUCUAUAAACAACUUGAUAGACUCUACAAUAUAUAUGAAAAAUGGGAUGCAUUAAAAAAACAAAAUAAAUCAAAACAAUUAAAUACGAUUAAAAAAUUACCAAAAUUAUUUGGAGUACCCAUUGUUCUUAAAGAUAAUAUUAUAACAAAAGAAAUACCUACAAGAGCAGGUAGCCAGAUACUCUUGAAAUAUAUUCCAACUUAUAAUAGUACAGUUGUAAAGAAAUUAAAAAAAUAUGGUGCCAUUAUUAUUGGAAAAACACAUAUGGAUGAAUUUGCUAUGGGUUCAUGUACAAAUAAAUCAAAGAAUCCAUUUAAUGAAUCCAUCUUAUCAUGUGGUGGUUCUUCGGGGGGGUCAGCUAGCUGUGUAGGUUCCAGAAUUUUCAACUGUUCCAUAAAUACAGAUACAGGAGGUUCUAUCAGAACCCCAGCGGCUUUAUGUGGUUGCAUAGGAUUCAAACCUAGUUAUGGUAGGAUAAGUAGAUAUGGAAUUAUACCUUAUAAUGAAGAAACAGAUGUUGUUGGAUUUAUAGUUAAUAAUGUGUUUGAUUGUAGUAUAUUAUUAGAUGCUUUGUGUGGUAAGGACGACAGGGAUAUUACUACGAUAAAUAUUGAGGGAAUGGAAAAUGACAACAAAUGUGAUGAUAAUAUCAAUUGUGGUGAUAAUAUCAAUUGUGAUGAUAAUAUCAAUUGUGAUGAUAAUAUCAAUUGUGGUGAUAGUCCUAUAAGUACAUAUAAGAAACAAAAUAAUCAGAAUCAUGGGAAGAGGAAAAUGAAAUUCUUCCCUUUAUUAAAAAAAUAUUAUUUCUCAAAUACCUUUCAUAGUAAUACACCAUUAAAAAAUAUAACAUUUGGUUAUAUAAAUGAAAACGAUUUAAAAGAAUAUUUUGUAGAUAAUAAUAUUUAUGAGAAUUAUAUAUAUGUAAUAGAAAGUAUGAAAAAACUCGGAUCAUCUUUUAAAAAAAUAGAGUUACCAAAUUUAAUAGAUUAUUGUUAUUUAUAUUAUUUAUAUUCAAUGACUAUAGCAAAUAGUAAUUUAUCAAGAAUAAAUGGAAUAAAUUAUAAUAUGGAUAAUAUAAAUAAUGAAUCGAACUUUAUAAAAAACGUAAGAUCUAAUUUAAUUGAUGAUAAUGUAUUAUCUAGAAUUAUAUCUGGAUCAAUUAUUUCUUCCCAUUUUCAAAAUAAUAAAAAUGAUAUAAAAAAUAUAUUUCAUAUAAUGAAACAACACUUAAUAUAUAAAUUAAAGGAAAUUUUUAAAAAUGAUAUAAAUUAUAUUUUAUUACCAUCAUUACCAAGAUCUAAUAAUUUAAAAGAUUAUGAUCAUAAUAAUAUUAAUUAUCCUAAUGAACAUAAAAUUCAAACAAAUGAUAUUAAUAAUAAUAAAAAUAAUAUAACUCAUGGAUAUAAUAAAUAUAUGAAAGAAAUAUUUUCAGUCAUAUCAUCUAUUAGUGGUUUUCCAAGUAUGGUUAUACCUGUAGGUACUUUUACAAAACAAUUUAAUGAGCCUUUAUCAUUUCAAAUCAUAGGAGAUAAUUUAAACGAAUUAGGAUUAUUAAAGGUUGCCUUGGCUUAUAAGCAACAUAUGCAAGUUAAUAAAAAAUUAUAUGAAAAUUUAAAAAUGCAUCAAAAAGAAAACUAA